This is a messenger RNA of Paramisgurnus dabryanus, 2098 nucleotides long. RefSeq names its product sprouty homolog 1, antagonist of FGF signaling (Drosophila) (gene spry1). Lineage: Eukaryota; Metazoa; Chordata; Actinopteri; Cypriniformes; Cobitidae. The record is from RefSeq and is a predicted model, not a curated record. Gene Ontology annotation, biological process: animal organ development; negative regulation of Ras protein signal transduction; multicellular organism development. Gene Ontology annotation, cellular component: cytosol; membrane.
GUCUUUCACAACCGCCCUGCGCUUCAUUCAUCACACUGUGUGUGUAUGUGUGUGUGUGCGCGCAAAAAUCCAUCCACACGCAUUUGAUCCGGCGCGCUCACGCAGACACUGGCGCGGCGCGUGGAGAGACAGACAGACGCGCAUACGGAGCCGUGCGUGAAUGGUGGAUUUAACGGGAUUUUUCUGAUGUUUUACGGUCGAUCAGACUCGCGAAGUGAAGAUCCACAGUGCGGAAUUUCUCCCAGUUCGGAUAAUAUUACCACCGCAGCCAUGCGCUUCACAUACUGUUCUGGGAUCAUUUCAAGCGUCUAAAUGGAUUUUUGGCACACGGACUAAUGGAUUUGACAUUACAGGAGUCUAUUUGCAGGGUGUCAGAUGAACUUUCUGCUGUUGUUUGGAGUUGCUGAUCGUGUCUUAUGGAUCAUCACGGUCAGCGCAGAGGGGGCGUCAGACAUCCGGACCUCCCCUCCGGGGCCAUUCUGUCCCUGGACCAGAUCAGAGCCAUCCGCUCUUGCAACGAGUACACAGAGGGCCCAGCCGUAGCACGCAGGCCGGCCCCGGGCCCCCAAGUACCACCGCGUAGCGUGGACAAACAGGAAAGGACUCACGAGGUGAUUCUGGUAAACGUUAACAACAACUAUGAGCGGCGUCAAUCGAACCAGCGACCGCCGGUCCUCAGCCGCUCCACAAGCACGGGCAGCGCCGCCAGUUCCGGGAGCAACAGCAGCGUUUCUUCGGAGCAGGGGCUCCUGGCGCGCUCGCCACCGUCACGGACCAGCUCCAACCUUCGUAGCUACGCCCACAGACCCGAGCGAGCUGUGCGGACUCAACCCAAAUCCCUUAACUCCUCCCCGCACCUCUUUCUGCCUCCGGACGUACCGUUCAAGCAGACGCAGGUGGAGAAGAUCGACUCCGCUCACCAGUAUAUCUGUGAGAAUUGUGGCAAAUGCAAGUGCGGCGAAUGCACGGCGCCCCGGCCGCUCCCCUCGCGGCUGGCCUGCAACGGACAAUGUCUGUGUUCGGCCGAGAACGUGGUGGAAUACGGAACGUGCAUGUGUUUGGUGAAGGGAAUGUUCUACCACUGUUCCAACGACGACGACGGGGACCCCUGCGCGGAUCAGCCCUGUUCCCUCUCGCACCCCCAGUGCUGUUCUCGCUUUUUGUGCAUGGGCCUCGUGUCCACGCUUCUCCCGUGUUUGCUGUGUUACCUGCCCGCUAAGGGCUGCGUGAAGGCAUGCCACUCGUGUCACGACCGCUUGAACAGGCCCGGCUGUCGCUGCAAGAACUCGAACACGGUAUACUGCAAGCUACAGAGCUGGAACCACACGCCCGGGCACGUGCCGGAAAAACCGUCCUGAGGAACUCGCAAGCGUACAUUACGAGACGUUAUAAAGUCAUGUUAUUUCGUUAGCUGGAUGAAAGCUAGCUCGCUGCUGCAGGCCGUGGAAAAGAUCUCGGGACGGAGGAGGUGCCAGAUGACUAGGAUGGGUUUUAUUAGCAAUAUUCCAUAAGCUCGGCCGCUCGUCUGGAAUUUAAACCACUUUUCGAUUAUGCAUUUUCAGCAGGUUUGCUUUCACGAACCCGUCUUUGACUUACCUGACUGUGCCUGGCUAUAAUCUAACACAAUCUGCUGAUCUGAGGUUUUAGUGACUGGUGCUUUGAAAACAACCAAACCUGUGAAGGACCAUAAUAUGUAGCUGUUACCGGAUCUCUGUAGCAACGUGGAAUUGUUAUAGGAGAGGUGUGGUUGUUGUGAAACGGUUUCUAUGCAUCUGCUUCACAAAGGUAUUCCUAAGGGCAUUCCAUGCAACGUUCCCAAAACGAUCGUGGCAUUCAUAGACUCUCUGUUCGUUCUCAUUCUGUCGAUGUAUAAUUGUAUGUUGAAAUUCAAGAGAGGAGUUAUGGCUAUUUUUAAAAGAAAAUGUUAAAACUGUCUUCUUUUUUUGGUGUACAAAUAUUUAUUAUGUGAAGUUCUAUUAUUUUAUGAUAUUUAUUGCAAAUGGCAGAUUACUCAUGUCUGAAUAUAACAAAAUAUCAACACUUACUACAGGAGAAAAGAUGGAGACAUGUUAACUUUAAUGCAAAAAUAUACAAAAUU